Messenger RNA from Clarias gariepinus (North African catfish), 1840 nucleotides. It is a transcript of the gene tefb, whose product is annotated as TEF transcription factor, PAR bZIP family member b. Gene Ontology annotation, cellular component: nucleus. Gene Ontology annotation, molecular function: DNA-binding transcription factor activity, RNA polymerase II-specific; RNA polymerase II cis-regulatory region sequence-specific DNA binding. Bases 158 to 1102 code for a protein of 314 amino acids. Gene Ontology annotation, biological process: regulation of transcription by RNA polymerase II. The record is from RefSeq and is a predicted model, not a curated record. The transcript has 4 exons. NCBI's taxonomy places the organism in Eukaryota, Metazoa, Chordata, Actinopteri, Siluriformes, Clariidae.
GUCAGGCGGCGCGCUUUUGUUGUGUUUUUGUUCCAGCGCGAGGACGGUGAUCUGAGACACCGCAUUUCGUCUUGUUUAUUUAUUAUUAUCAUUAUUUCUAAUGAUUAUUCAAGUGUAUAUAUUAUUAUUAUUACUAUAUUCCUGCCAGUGUUGAAUUAUGCCCGGACAGACGACGGUUACUCUCUCCGUUGCUCCUAGCAACAGCAGUCCGCAGAAACCUUUGCCUUUAGUUUUGAAGAAAAUCAUGGACAUCCUGCCGCCUAAUGUCCUCGAGGACGGAGAUCACGAGAUAGAGAAGGAGAAGCUGAGCUCCAUCGGAGAUGGGGAGUCUUGUGGCGAUGGAGGCGGCGGAGGAGGAUCCGGUGGUGCGGGAGGAGUUUCGGCCUCUCUCACCCCCGCAAUCUGGGACAAGACCAUCCCAUACGACGGUGAGAACUUCCACCUGGAGUACAUGGACCUGGACGAGUUCCUGCUGGAGAACCAAAUCCCUGCCGCCCUGGAGGAGGAGCUGCACAAGAGCCUGGAGCAGGAGUCUCAGCAUUCUCCCGAAGCCCCAGAAGUCUCUGCGGUCGUCCCAGAGUUGCCCGAGGGAACAGAAAAGACUGGAGCGAUUAAGAUAAAAGCGGAGGACCAGAGUGAAGUAGCCGAGCUGCAGGUGGUAGAGGACUCUCCAGGGCCCAAAGAGCGCACCCCCCCGUCUCCGAUCAACCCAGACGAGAUCGAGGUGAGCGUGAAUUUUCAGCCAGACCCCGCUGACCUGGUGCUGUCCAGCGUUCCAGGGGGAGAGCUGUUCAACCCCCGCAAACACCGCUUCAGCGAGGACGAGCUCAAGCCGCAGCCUAUGAUCAAGAAGGCCAGGAAGGUGUUCGUUCCCGAGGGUGCAAAGGAUGAGAAGUACUGGUCGAGGAGGAAGAAGAACAACAUGGCGGCGAAGCGUUCGCGGGAUGCGCGGCGUCUAAAGGAGAACCAGAUCGCCGUGCGUGCCAGUUUCCUGGAGCGGGAGAAUGCAGCGCUGCGGCAGGAAGUGGCCGAGCUCAGGAAGAACUGCAGUCGCUGCAAGAAGAUCAUGGCUCUGUAUGAGGCCAAGUACGGCCCUCUGUAGGGGCAGACCCGCACCAAGAUACACAGCAGGUCUUCUCCAACUGACACAACAUUCACACAGGGAAUCGUGGGUAAUUUCAGGAGAGGUGACAAUUUGAAGCUGAGCUUGCUUUUUUUUUUUUUUUUUUAUUGUUUUAACAUCACUGCUGAGGUAAAAAAAAAAAAAAAAGUAUCUUUCACUGGACCAAAGCAUGAAGCUGUUCUUCAUCCAAAAGACCAUUCUGAUUUCACCUUACACCUUCGGCUCACCGUGACCGAUGAGAUGUUUCUCGAUACCAGAAACACAAAGAGCAGGAGGUGUUUAGUUACCGUGCAACCACAACAUAAUAGCUGAACCCGAAACAAGAAUAAAAAACAGAUUUGAGUUAAACACAGAGCAUGUGGAAAGUAAGAUGUGCUUAUAUGAAAUCAAAUCUCACUCACAUGAUCUGUACCAAAUCACCCCUGGGGUGCUUCUCAUUACUUUUCCACACAGUUUAAGCUCCUCCCUGUGAGAAUGAGGAUGUGUAAUAAUGUCCUUACUCUGUUUGUGUGUGGAUCUCUUACACUCUUUAACUACAUUACCUGGCAUCUCGUAAUAUCAGAAAGGUGUAAAUACCCGAAGCCCAUUAGUGAUGGGGAUCACCAUAUAAUAUAAUAAAAUAUUCAUUGAUAUUAUCACGAUACCUUGCGCCGAUUCGAUGAAUUAAGUAUCACAAUUUUAUAAAUAUCCUGAUUGAAUAUAAUUUGUUUUUGUUGC